Molecule: messenger RNA, 552 nt
Organism: Metarhizium robertsii ARSEF 23
Lineage: Eukaryota; Fungi; Ascomycota; Sordariomycetes; Hypocreales; Clavicipitaceae
Exons: 2
Coding region: 1-552 (183 amino acids)
Source: RefSeq, a predicted model, not a curated record
AUGCCUGACAGCCGUCUCCUUCCACUGCGACCUGCCCAAACAAAGCAGGAUGUGAUUACAGGCUCAAGUGAUCCUCGGCAAAGCCCGUCGUCUUCUCUCAAGCUGGUCCUAGAGCAAGCAAACGAAGGAUCGUCCAAUACGUGCCGGGCCAUUCAUGCUCUAUGGAACCAGGAUGUGAAAGAAGUUACCUCGAGAAUGUAUCUGGUUGAGGCAAGCCUAAGUGCGUCUCAGGAUGAAAUGGCAAGGUGCGAUGAGCAGCACGAAGAGGACAUGCACAAACUUCGGACCAAGGUGUAUGUUCUGGAGGAGAAGGUUCAUGUCCUACAAGAAGACAUGCUGAAUUCCCGACAAGAGCACUAUGAUUUCAGCCAGGAAUUACGUGCCGAGUUACAUCGGACUCGAGAGCUUUUGCAUCAAAUAACAGGAGAUAUCCAAGUACUGAAAGACAAUGAGAGUCCAGGCUUAGUCGAAGUUGCGAAUAGCUCAGAGGGAUCCGACUCUGCCUCCAGCCCAGCAACACCGGAAGCGAUAGAUGCCUGGGGCACCAAAUAG